GGGUGUGUGGGCACUCUAGAUAUCAAGGUACUUAGCUACAAACAUUAGUUUACAAACUGAACGCCACGAAAAUAAAAAAUCUAAUGUGUAUAAACUAACUGCCUAGUUAAAUAGUUAAUUGAUAAUUAAAUUAAUUAUAGAAUUUAUAGAACAUUUGGAUUAGAUACCUCUAUAUACAUACCCGCUAUUAAGCUGCUAAAGUGAUGUGUGAAGGAUGUGAUUCAAGUGUAGUGCACGCUAACUAGGACAUUAAAUCAUGACACUCAAGAUUAUCGGAAAAAUGUUGAUGGAGCAUCGUAAUACGCGAUGGUAGCGUGUGAGUUGGACGGUGAGACGUCAGCCGAGGUGCUCGGCUGGAGACUGCCGCCGUGGCAGGCCCUGCUGGUCCACCGGGUGCUGCCGGCCUGUGGAGGGCUCGUGGUAUACCUACUGGUUAUGUGCUUUGACAUUACCAUCGUCAUCACACGGUUUAUGGAUGGAAAUACUGGACUAGCAGUCACCAGCCUCAUCCUGAUUGUGCUCCCAGCACUCCUUAGCCUGGUGUUCACCCUGGCCUCGCCUCCGGCUCUGCUUGUGGACGAUAGAGCUGACUCCACAGAACAGACACAAACAAUUGACUGCUGCUGGGUUAUGACACAGAUUCUCAAUUUAUUCGUGUUUCCUGUCGCUGCUAUUUCAAGAUACAUGUACGAAAUAUUCUGGUGGACAGAAGCGGUGUUCGCGUCUCUGUACCAGGACGAGGCUCGCACCAAGCAGGCCGUGGCGCUGGCGCGGGCUCCGUCUCCCCUGGAGCUCUACCUGUUCCUGCAGGCCUUCGUACACGCCGCCCCUCACGCCAUCAUCAACAUCGUCGUACUGAUGACUGACACGCAGAUGGACUAUGACUCAGUUUCCUUACAAGCAAUCAGUAUUGUAGCGUCUUCUCUUCGCAUGGCCAGCACUGCGACGGUUUACAGACGAUUCGAAAGAGAAAAAGAAUGCGGACGAAAAUAUCCGUGGAGCUACAACAGAGCCAUACAAGAUAACGAAGCCAAUGAGCAUAUCGAAAACCAUAAUAAAGCAGCGGAAGAAAAUAUUUAUGAAACUAUUCUUCCCAGAAAUCGCCCAGCGCCAACGCCAUAUUUAAACGGAAACAGAAAAUAUAACAGCAAUCUUAUACAAUUUUCUCCCAGCGUCAGAGGAGAUUCAGGCGCUUUCUUUGAUUCUGCAUCAGAAACAGACUCUGACUACUUGGUACCAAUACCGCGAAGCCAAAAUAUCAUAUCUGAAGCGAAUAGCGAUGACGACACCGGUCGACCUAAGUCCAUAAUAGAUCGAGUAGCACCUCGGAGGAACACGGAAUACACGAUUCAGGAUGUAGAGAUCAUGCCGCCUCCAGCCAUGCCGGCUCCUAGACUGACGCUCUCUGAUUGGGCUGAAAAAAUGGUAGAGAACAUGGAGUCCAUACCUGAUUGGCUAUCCGCUCCUCCGCGAUACAAGACUAACCACUACGAAGUAGUAAGAGAUGAGCCCGACAUACCGCGCCGAGUGUCCCGAAGAUUCGUGACUGGCUUAGAACCUCAAGACGCGGCGGCCUCCUUAGUUCAUUUCCUGGGCUGGUACAUGUUCUUCAUCUCUCGUCUGUUGUCAAUAUCCGCCUUCAUCGUGUUCCAUCCGAUAGCGGCCAUUGUGAUUUUGUUCUCGCACUACCAGAUCAUGCUGCUGCUUCUGAUAGUGCCGCAAGCCAGUACGGUGCGGAGGAGUUUUUAUAUAUUUUUGGCGUUUGUUUAUUUGUUUUGUCUGAUGGAGCUGAAGGUGCGGUUCCGGCACGUGCGCGCGUGGCACGCGGGCUGGCUGGUGGCGAAGUCGGCGCAGACCCUGGUGUUCACCGCCGUGUGGGCCGCCGUCGACAACCCGCUCAGCGCCUGGUGGCGGGACUACGUCGUCCUCGUCAUAUUCUCCAGUCUACUCCUGAGCUAUAUGUGUUUGUUAGUGUAUUUUGUUCUGUUAAAGCCGAAGGAAACUAUUGUUUACAUUGAUGAGGGUAAAAAGUUUCGUGCGUGAAUGUGAUUAUUUAUUUAAGCUACUGUUAGCUGCAAUUGUGUAAACAUAACUGUGAUAAGCAUUAGGAACAUUUGUUAACCGUGUUUCAAUAGAAUUUCAUAAUAUCAAAAAUACAAUCGUAUACGCCCUAUGAAAACAAGGAAAUGAU
This is a messenger RNA of Plutella xylostella (diamondback moth), 2191 nucleotides long. RefSeq lists its product as uncharacterized. Gene Ontology annotation, biological process: engulfment of apoptotic cell; phosphatidylserine exposure on apoptotic cell surface; apoptotic process involved in development. Gene Ontology annotation, cellular component: plasma membrane. Lineage: Eukaryota; Metazoa; Arthropoda; Insecta; Lepidoptera; Plutellidae. The record is from RefSeq and is a predicted model, not a curated record.